AUGCCGCCUCAGCAGCGCCCCCUCACUAGGAUAGAACUCGGCGACCGCUGCUACGCAGCGAUCCUCAGCCGCGUCCACGGCUUCAGCUUCUACGCCCGCCAGUUCCCCGUGGCCCUGCCAGGCCCGUGCUACCACCGCAACAACCACUUCACGGUCUCGACCUGCCUCGCGGGCCACACGUCGAUCCCCUGGCGGGAGUACUGCCAGUGCGCGACGCCGCAGGCGCACCUGUCCCCACGGCGGACGAUCCUGGUCUCGAUCACGCGCUGGCGCUGCAUGGGCAGCGAGGAGGCCUGCCGGGCGAGGAUCGAGGCCGAGGACAUCCAGCCGACGGAGGAGGACGGACCGAUGAGGGACCGGGACUACUUUAUGAUGACCACGUGGAUGGAGGCGUAG
Drepanopeziza brunnea f. sp. 'multigermtubi' MB_m1 is the source of this 396-nucleotide messenger RNA. RefSeq lists its product as uncharacterized. The record is from RefSeq and is a predicted model, not a curated record. Lineage: Eukaryota; Fungi; Ascomycota; Leotiomycetes; Helotiales; Drepanopezizaceae.